CGAGCCACAUGUGAAUCAGGUAGUCAGACAGAAUGCACUGCUUCAAGCAAUCCACGGGGGUUAUCAGCCCAUCGUUGAACUGUUACUUAAGGCGGGAGCCAAUCCGAACGACGAAGACGUCUACCAUGGAACCUGCAAUCCUGCCCUUAUGGUGGCCAUCCCGUCCGAAGGGAUUUUUCGAUGCCUGCUGGAAGCUGGGGCUAGUCCUGGUGGGAUGGGUGUGGAAGAAACGACGGUCGCAGCCGUGGUUCUGGGCUCGGGCCGCACUGCACUGGUGCAGAUGCUGUUGGACCGCGAGUUUGACUUGCCGCUGCUCAUGGGCCGGGCCAGCUUCAUUCAUCAAGCCAUUGGAGGCGGACGAGCGGUUUUUGAGCUUCUCCUGCGACAGCAGCGAUGGGACGACCUGCUCCUCCCGGGGUAUCUCCCCAGCAUGGCCUGCGAGCAAGCUUUCUGCGUGGCGGCGAACACCGGCCGAGUGGAAAUGGUGCAGUUUCUGAUCGAUCUGGGGUUCCACACUCGUCUCCCCCGACCCCGACAGAUUGACAGCUUUUACAUGGCGGCCAAAUCCAUGGACAGGCCUGACGCAGACCCAAGCGCCACGAUCGACCUUCUCCUACGAUGCGGCGAGGAUAUCAAUCAAACGGUGGGUGGACACACAGCCCUGGAUCGAGCGGCGCUCAUGCGUAAUCCGAGCUGCGUGCGUCUGCUGCUCCGUCACGGAGCCAAUCCGUUGCCACACAGUGGCACACGGCGGUCGCCGUUGCUUAAUGCUUGCGUGACGCAAAGCAAGGAGGUGGUUGAGGUGCUUUUACAGGCGAUUGACGCAACGGGUACGCCUUUGGAAGUGAUCCGGCCUUACCUCGAAGCGGCGGAGGAAGGGGCGCGAAGCAUGGGCUGGUUGGGGAUUCAGAAAUUCUUGCAACAGUGGUAUUACCGCAGGCUAUAUCCGGCGGAUUCUUAGACCAUUUUCUUGGGGGUUAGAGUCAUAAGAAUACAUUGAUUUAAAAAUCAGCUUAUAGAUAAUCGCACAAGUUCGUUGACACAGAUGGGAGUACCAGCAGCAUGGAAGUAUAGGCCGUAGCUUUGGGGAGUUGACCUCAUCUCAAGGUCAAUGUUCAGCUUCAUCGAAG
Messenger RNA from Aspergillus japonicus CBS 114.51, 1130 nucleotides. RefSeq names its product ankyrin repeat domain-containing protein. Gene Ontology annotation, molecular function: protein binding. The record is from RefSeq and is a predicted model, not a curated record. The transcript has a single exon. Bases 215 to 961 code for a protein of 248 amino acids. NCBI's taxonomy places the organism in Eukaryota, Fungi, Ascomycota, Eurotiomycetes, Eurotiales, Aspergillaceae.